UAACACUUCAGCAUAGUACUGUUCUCUCUCUGUGUCAUUAAUAACUAUAUAUUUAAAAAAUCUAUAUCAAAUUUUAAACCAGUAUACCAUAUAAACAGGUAUACUGCCAUCACUACAACAGAGUAUCCAAAACAGGAUGGUAGAGGUGUUGGGCCCAUUUCAACUUUUCUUUCUAAAAGCAACCAGAAGCAGCAGACGGAAGUGAUUUGAGUUAUCGCUAGUCUCAAUUCCAUGGCCAGGUGAAGGCUUAGCACAUGCUCCGCCUAUGCCGCAUGCUCCUGGAGGGGAUGAAAACUCAUGAGAAGAGGGUUCGGAGCCCAUGGCUGUUCUGUAGCGAGUAUCAAUGUUAACUCUUGGGUUCAAUAAAGACCAGUUGUGCUGCUGCUGCAUUCUGGAUCAUUUAUAGAGGUUUGAUUGCACAUGUUGGAAGUCUAGCCAGAAGGAGAGCAUUGUAAUAGUCCAGGAAAUAACAAGUUGUGCACCCUGUUGAGUUAGGAAGGGCCUGAUCUUCCUGAGGAAGUGCCUGAUCUUCCUGAAUCAAAUAAACUGCCAUCUAUAUAUUAAUAUGUACAGAAUAUUUUCCAAAUAAGCCAAUUCAUACUCAUACACUAGGGAUCUACUUAAGUUUUUCUCAGCUCAUCCAUCAUCAAACCAAGUUUAUCAUUGACACACUGAUGCAACAGCACGAAGUCACUAUGGAGUCGUCUCUCAUAAAGUCUCUCCCUCUGAUCGUAGUAAUCAUAACUGCAGCGGUUGAUGGUCUGUGGGGUUGGGGAGUGAAUUACAGCCCUUCAUAUGUUUGUGCAUUAAAGGGAUCAACAGUGAAAAUGUCCUGUACUUUAAAAUAUCCUUGUGGUCAUGUGAUCAGAACAGCCUUCUGGACCAAACAUGUUGUAAUUGAUGGAGAACCAUCCGAUCUGUGUUCAGAUCCAGAGAACAGAGGAGAGAUUCAGUGUCUGAUGGAAGAUAAAGACACUUAUAGCAUCACUUUGAAGGCUGUAACAGAAGCUGAUAAACACAUCUACUACUGCAGAUUUACUACAGACAUUAAGGGUGGAAAUUGGACAGGGAUUCCUGGAAUUCAGCUUGACGUCACAGACCUGCAGGUGGAGACACAGCAAAGUGUGAAAGAGAAUGAUUCAGUCAAUCUGACAUGUAAAAGCAGCUGCUCUCUGCCUGAACAAACAACAUUCGUCUGGUACAGAAACACACGGAUAUUAACUGAAGGAAUUGAGAAUGUGAAUCAGAUUCAGCUGCAGCCAGUCAACCUUUCUGAUGUAGGAAACUAUCAAUGUGCUGUAAGAGGAAGUGACCAUAAGAUCUCUCCACCUGUUUAUCUUAAUGUUGAAUAUCCACCAAAGAGUGUCUCAGUGUCCAUCAGUUCGUCUGGUGAAAUAACAUCAGGAGGUUCAGUGACUCUGAGCUGCAGCAGUGAUUCAAACCCUCCUGCUCUGAACUUCACAUGGUUUAAAGGAGAAACAUUACUAGGAUCUGGCGACACCUACAGCAUCACUAAUAUUAAGUCUGAGGCCAGUGGAAACUACUAUUGCACUGCUAGAAAUAAACAUGGAUCUCAGUCCUCUGCUGCUGUGAACGUGAAUGUCAUGUAUCCACCAAAGAGUGUUUCGGUGUCUGUCAGUCCAUCUGGUGAAAUAGUGUUAGGAGAUUCAGUGACUCUGAGCUGCAGCAGUGAUUCAAACCCUCCUGCUCUGAACUUCACAUGGUUUAAAGGAGGAAAGUUUGUAGGAUCUGGAAGAAUCUUCAACAUCUCAAAGAUUAGCUCUGAUCACAGUGGAGGAUACAAGUGCAGAUCCAUCAAUGAACAUGGAGAGAAAGACUCUGAUACUGUGAUGCUGAAUGUCAUGUAUCCACCAAAGAGUGUCUCAGUGUCCAUCAGUCCAUCUGGUGAAAUAGUGUCAGGAGAUUCAGUGACUCUGAUCUGCAGCAGUGAUUCAAACCCUCCUGCAGAAAUCAGCUGGUUUAAAGGAGGAAAGUUUGUAGGAUCUGGAAGAAUCUUCAACAUCUCCAAGAUCAGCUCUGAUCACAGUGGAGGAUACAUGUGCAGAUCCAGAAAUAAACAUGGAGAGAAAGACUCUGAUACUGUGACUUUAAAUGUCAUGUAUCCUCCAAAGAGAGUCUCAGUGUCUGUCAGUCCGUCUGGUGAAAUAACAUCAGGAGAUUCAGUGACUCUGAGCUGCAGCAGUGAUUCAAACCCUCCUGCUCUGAACUUCAGCUGGUUUAAGGAGGGAAAGUCUGUAGGAUCUGGACAGAGUUUUAGCAUCUCAAAGAUCAGCUCUGAUCACAGUGGAGGAUACAUGUGCAGAUCCAGAAAUAAACAUGGAGAGAAAGACUCUGAUACUGUGACUUUAAAUGUCAUGUAUCCUCCAAAGAGCGUCUCAGUGUCUGUCAGUCCGUCUGGUGAAAUAACAUCAGGAGAUUCAGUGACUCUGAACUGCAGCAGUGAUUCAAACCCUCCUGCUCUGAACUUCAGCUGGUUUAAGGAGAAUGAAAGCUCAGCUGUUGGAUCUGGACAGAGUUUCAGCAUCUCCAGCUUUAACUCCAGUUUCAGUGGACGCUUCUACUGUGAGGCUCAGAAUAAAUAUGGAUCUCAGAGAUCAGCGUCUGUUUCACUCACUGUUAAAGUUGCUCAGCAUACAGGUUACUGGAUCAUGAUAGUAUUGAUCUUCAUCAUCAUCAUCAUCAUCAUCGUUGUAUUCAUAAAACUCUUCAGAUGAAGAUCAUUCCAGCUCUGAUGACGCCUCCUGUCCAGCUUCUGGUGACACGGCUUGAAACAUUUGAAAUUGAGCUUACAAGAGUUUGCAAAAUGUAUUUUUUGUAUUGGUCUUGCAAAUAUAUAUUUUAGCCUGCUUGCCACAUUUUAUGUUUGUGCUGCAUAUGCAAAUGCAUUUUAGGAGAAAACUUCUAGGUCAAUUAAAGUAGUUAAAGUAACGUUGCAGUGACGUAGUCAAUACUUUCGUGUAUGAUUCAUUGGAGUAUUAAAAUGUCAUGUAUGCAUGUUAAUUGCACAGCUAAUCAGUACUUUCAUGUUAAACUCAGUAUAACUAACUGUAUGGAAGUUUAUUAAUGCCAAAAGUGUUUGAAAUAAAAGAAGCCUGUUGAAUUGCACUAAUCGAAAAAAUGUGCAUUGCAUUAACCGUGUUUGCAUUUUAAUGCAAUGUAUUUUUAGGGCUUGCAUUUUUGUGGGCUGAAAUUCAACAUGAUCGUAAAAAAAAAAAAGGGAGGGGAGGGGCUCUAGAAAGGCAUACCUAAAGUGGUUUACCAUGUCUUUAAA
Molecule: messenger RNA, 3292 nt
Organism: Megalobrama amblycephala (Wuchang bream)
Lineage: Eukaryota; Metazoa; Chordata; Actinopteri; Cypriniformes; Xenocyprididae
Product: B-cell receptor CD22-like
Exons: 12
Coding region: 675-2735 (686 amino acids)
Source: RefSeq, a predicted model, not a curated record